Messenger RNA from Cucurbita maxima (winter squash), 2453 nucleotides. RefSeq names its product protein cereblon-like. Gene Ontology annotation, cellular component: Cul4A-RING E3 ubiquitin ligase complex. Gene Ontology annotation, biological process: protein ubiquitination. NCBI's taxonomy places the organism in Eukaryota, Viridiplantae, Streptophyta, Magnoliopsida, Cucurbitales, Cucurbitaceae. The record is from RefSeq and is a predicted model, not a curated record. The transcript has 9 exons.
GGAGGAGAAACGCAUCACUACUGCAGUUGGCGCCAUUUGCUGGUGCGGGAAAACACGGGCACAUUUUCGACGGAGGAAUUUUUCUGUGAUUUGUUCCAUUGAAGGAAACUAUAUUUUGUGUCGGUGAUCUGAGCUCGGUGGCGGUGCGACUCAGCUGCUCCGAUAGAUCGAUGAAAUUCCCAAUUUUCCGUAUACAAGAGCCCUGAGCAAUGGAGGACCGAAGGCUGUUGGAGAGAGAGAGGCAUCAGAUCGAGCAGAUUCUUCAGCUUGAUAAUGAGGAGUUGCAAGUUGAGGAAGUUGACUCCCUCCCCCACUCCGACGAUGAUCGCGAUGCUAUUAAUGGGCAUGGUGGUACUGAGGCCUUUGCUGAAUUUACUUUCAAUUCCUCUUUGACAUCUUUGCAUACGUAUCUUGGUGAGGUUGAGGAUUCUCAUCACAGGAUGGCUUUCUUGGAUGGUGGUGCCAUCCUGAACCUCCCUGUAUUUUAUCUUGAAGGUGUUGUGUUGUUCCCAGAAGCUACUCUACCUCUCAGAGUGAUACAAUCAAACUUUAUUGCUGCCAUUGAGAGAGUAUUAACUCACUUUAACACCCCUAAUACCAUAGGUGUGGUUCACGUCUCCUUGGAUUCUGAUAAUGAGAGACUACAUUUUGCGAAUAUUGGGACAACUGCAGAGAUUCGGCAGUUUGGGAGGUUGGGGGAUGGUUCUCUUAAUGUUCUGGCUAGAGGGAAGCAAUGAUUUCGUCUUAAACGCCGUUGGAUUGAUGUUGAAGGAGUGCCAUGUGGAGAAGUGCAAAUUAUCCAGGAAGAUUUUCCAUUAAGGACUCCACGGGAUGCUUUUGGAGAAUUGACUCCAAGGAGUACUGUUCAGCACCACAGUCUCCCAUGUGCAUUGGCUUCAUAUACUUCUUGCUCUAGAUCAUUUACGUCCGGGGAUGAGGAGGAUAAUUCGGCCUCUAUUUCAGAAGAAAGCUUUGAACGUGAGCUUUCAUUGAGAGAGAGGAAAAUCCACCAAGCAGCAAUUGAUUCCAGAGAGUCUUGUAGUGAUGAGGUGAUAACUGGGUCAGAGGGAAAACACCAACGUGCGAUGUCACAUCUAAAUGACUCUGAUUCUGUAGGAUCAGUGCAUUCUGCCCAUGAGAAGGAAAAUGGAAAAUCUGUCCCUGAUAUAGGAAAGAGUUCUACAUCAGCUUGGGAAUCUAGUGAGAGGAAAGAACUCAAAAGAUGUCGAAGAAACUCAAGUUUUACUCUGAUGCAUGGUGUUUCGAAAGCAUUUUGGCCAUAUUGGGUUUACUCGAUGUAUUAUUCAUAUUGUCUUGCUGAAAAAGCAGCAGCUAUGUGGAAGCAGAUAGUGGGGGUGCCAAACAUGGAUGGCUUUGUGAAGAAUCCAGACACUUUAGCAUUCUAUAUUGCUAGUAAGAUUCCUGUUUCUGAAUGUACUAGACAGGAGCUCUUGGAGAUUGAUGGCAUUUCAUAUAGAUUGCGUAGGGAAAUUGAGUUACUGAAGUCUAUUGAUAUCAUCCAAUGUAAAAACUGCAAGACGGUUAUAGCCCAGCGCAGCGAUAUGUUGGUGAUGUCUAGUGACAGUCCUCUCGGUGCUUAUGUGAACCCUCAUGGUUAUGUGCAUGAAAUAAUGACUCUUUACAGAGCAAAUGGCUUAGCACUUAGAGGACGAGCUGAGACAGAAUACAGUUGGUUCCCUGGGUAUGAGAUUGAUCUGGCUUUUCUUUUUCAUUGAGCGUAUGAGUGUCCUUUUUCUCUCUUUCUUAAAUAGAAGUUGUUCAUGGUUUGGUUACAAAAAAAGUGGAGUUUUCGGGAGAAAAAUUCAAUGUAUGCAUUAAAACUCGUGAAGAUAUAAUAUACAGAAAAAUACAUAAAAGGAAACUAGCUAUAUUAAGCAAAGAAUAUUAACUAAUAAAUGAAAGAAUAAAAUAAACUAGAAUCUUAUGUAAAGAAAAUUAAAUAUUUAAAAAGAAAAAAAUCUACAAAAGGUUAUUGUAUUGUGUUGAUUUUGUUUCUAACACUACAUUAAACUUGGGCAUGAAGUUCACUCGAGGAUUAGUUCCCACUUGAAUUUUCCUCCGGAGGACAAGAAUUGGACUUGGACCUUAGAAGUCGUUUGGGAGCUGGAACCUUUGACCUCAAAUAGGUUAUUGCUAGAUAAUUAUGAAUAGGCAGAUUGAGCAUGAUAUUAGAGAUCUAAACGUGGGAUCAAGACAACGUUUCUUGUGGAAAUCCAUAAAUGUAGUUGAGAAUUAAAAACCAAUGCAAAUAUUCAGAAAAUUUCUGUAUUGUUUUAUGUAAUCUAUCCCUGAUAUAAGAAAGAGCUUCUGAAUUUUAGAUGGAAAUUGGGACUUGGAAUGGGUGUGGUGAUGACUUGUUUGAGUGUAACGGAGUUUGUGUCCCAAUUUUUGUUUCAUGUCAUCGACAUAUUUAUUAAGUUUCAUUUCUUGUC